Diceros bicornis minor is the source of this 3682-nucleotide messenger RNA. RefSeq names its product fibroblast growth factor 1 (gene FGF1). The record is from RefSeq and is a predicted model, not a curated record. Gene Ontology annotation, biological process: positive regulation of protein phosphorylation; fibroblast growth factor receptor signaling pathway; regulation of cell migration. The transcript has 3 exons. Lineage: Eukaryota; Metazoa; Chordata; Mammalia; Perissodactyla; Rhinocerotidae. Bases 102 to 569 code for a protein of 155 amino acids. Gene Ontology annotation, cellular component: cytoplasm. Gene Ontology annotation, molecular function: fibroblast growth factor receptor binding; growth factor activity.
CUUCUUGAAAGUGCACGCUGCGCCUUUGCUGGAAGAACAUUCUACAGCGUUGAUUCAUUUCUUACAGCCUUGAAAGCGCCAUAACCAGCAGCUGCUGAACCAUGGCUGAAGGGGAAAUCACAACCUUCACAGCCCUGACUGAGAAGUUUAAUCUGCCCCCAGGGAAUUACAAGAAGCCCAAACUCCUCUACUGUAGCAAUGGAGGCCACUUCCUGAGGAUCCUUCCAGAUGGUACAGUGGAUGGGACAAGGGACAGGAGCGACCAGCACAUUCAGCUGCAGCUCAGUGCGGAAAGCGUGGGGGAGGUGUAUAUAAAGAGCACCGAGACUGGCCAGUACUUGGCCAUGGACACCAACGGGCUUUUGUACGGCUCACAGACACCAAAUGAAGAAUGUUUGUUCCUGGAAAGGCUGGAGGAAAACCAUUACAACACCUACACGUCCAAGAAGCACGCAGAGAAGAACUGGUUCGUUGGUCUUAAGAAGAAUGGAAGCUGCAAACGUGGUCCUCGGACUCACUAUGGCCAGAAGGCAAUCUUGUUUCUCCCCCUGCCAGUCUCCUCUGAUUAAGGAAAUCUGUUCUGAGUGCUGACGGCUCCAGAGGAGCCUGAAGGGGUCCUCACCUGGUUGACCCCAGAUCGUUCCCUUGACCAUUAGCUGCACUAACCCCUGGCCCACAGAGCCUGAAUUUGUAAGCAAUGCGCUUCUAAAUGCCCAGUUCACUUCUUUGCUGAGCCCUUUACCGCAGCACAGUUUGGAACAGGGGUACCAAAUUGCUUCUAGGGGCCAACUGGCUGGCCAGUCUGGGUCUGGUUUGGAUGUCCAUUGCCUCUGGGCACCUGCUGCAGGCUGAGCCUCUCAAUGCAAAGGUGGGGCCAAAUGAAGUGUGUUCAGGGGGCUACCAAGUGGGUUAUUAGUAACUGCAUACAGUUCCCUCUUCUGAGUAAACCCUGUCUGCGAUCCCCAAACAUCUGGCAUGACUCCCUUUUGUCCCUUCAAUACCCCACAAAUAUUAGCAGAGAAGCUUAUGGCUAGGUUAGAGGAAGGCAGCAUUCCAUCACUACAAACAGGGAUGAAGAAAUCCCCCCUCAAGAACAGAAGGGAUUAAAAUGGCCAGGGGAGAUAGGAUUUUGGUGGACAGCUUAGAGGAUGGAUCUCAAUGUGGAAUAAUUGAAGGAUGAGUGGCUCAGCAACAGGAAAGCAGAAUAAAUGCACAGCCCUGAGAGCCCUUACCAUGCCUUGACUUUCCCAAGGUUAUUUGGCAGAAGGAAGUCCCUGAAUAUAUCAGGUGGAGAGCAUGAGAAGAGGGUUCUUGAUAAAAGAAAGGAUGUUGGACGUUGGUCAAUUCAUUUGGGUCCAGGGAGUGGGUGUGGGAGUGAUGAGAAAGAGAGGCAAACUUGGGCUGAGGGGAAUCAUCCUCUAAGAGGAUGAUUCUAGAAGUGAGAAGGAAAGAGAAAGGGAUGCCAUGACUUGUGCUUGGCCACCAGAAAGCAGGGGCUUUGGGUUCCUCGGGCAGUGUUUACAGAUCAUACGGGGAUCUUGUCUGAGUGCAGAUUCUGGUUCAGUGGGUCUGGGGUGCAGUUUUUAUAUUUCUAACAAGCUCCCAGGUGCUGUAGAUGCUGCUGCCCCCACUCCCAUACUUUAAGUACCAAAGUCCUGGAGAACGUUAUUCACAUGAAGGUGGCUCACACCCCCGACCUCUUUCUUGCCUCACCCUUAAAAACCGCACACCCCACGAGUCUUCCUGAGCAUUCAGGCGGCAUCGGCAGUUAUGCGUUAAGGAGUGUGGAUUUAAGGCGCUUUGGCCUAAUGCCUAUAAAAUGCCCAUUUAGAAGAUAUACAAAAGCAUACUUCAAAAAUGUUAAACCCUCACAAACAGCUUUUCCCAAGAGACCAUUUGUGUUAUGAUUACUUGUAUAAAUACGCUUCCUGCUUAAAGUAAACUUGACCCAAGUGGCUAGCAAAUUAGAAAUGCCAUUCAUCUCUGACAUAUGAUACUGUUGCCAUGUAAAGGCCUUUAAUAAGCCAUUUAAACUUACUGUGAGACUGUAUGUUUUAAUCACAUUUAUAAAUAUAUAGCUCAAAGGCAGUUAAACUGCUUAGCAUUCAGCCACUGAGAAUUAUAAUAGGAUACAAUGUAUAAGCUACUCAAUUAUCUACUACUUAUACUACAUUUACCUAUAAAAUGAGAUUUUUCUUUGUUUUCCACUGUGCUGUUACAAAUUUUUCUUUGAAAAUGGGGACUCUUAAGCAAUGAUAUGAUAAUUGUGGGUAAAAAUUGAUGAGAGUGUUAGCUCUUGUUUUAUAAGGAAUUGAAGUAAUUAUUAAUUGAAAAAUAACUCCUUAGUAAUUGAACUGUCAUAUUUAGAAUGAAAGAAAAACAACAAUUUGUGAAAGUUCAAAGCGCUGGUGCAAUUGAAGAACUGAAGUAAGUUAAAACUAUGGUUAGUAAUAUCAUCCUGUGUUUGUACAGCAAAACAAUUUCAUAACUUUGUUUUUGUAACUUGGAUAAUUCUAUUUCAUUUUAGUAAAUCUUUGCAGGCAAGUUGGGGAUAGUGCAGUGUGGCUUCACAUCUCUUUACUAUGAAGAUUUGGCCAGCAAAAGGUAUCCAGAGAGGAAAUCCAAGAUAUUUAUAACAGUCCAUAAUUUUUAGCGUAUGAAUCAAAUUCAAGUAUAACAUUGGCCAAGAAAAAUUAAAUCCUGUUGCUAACAGAUGAGAUGGAAGUCUGUGGUUUCAGAGACCCAAAACAUUGUAGAAGAAACACUACUGUGACCUCGACAACCUCAGCCUAGUCAUCCUUCAUGUAUUCAUUCAAUGAAUAGUCAUUAAGUGCCUACUGUGUGCCAGGCACUGUCCUAGGUACUGGGGCCCCUGGGAACCUUCUCUGUCUGGUUUGCUGCUGUAUUCUCUCCCAGGGCAUUAUAUUUAUGAUGAAAGAUGCUGUGGAUUCAUUUCUUUCAGUCAAGUAAAAACAGACUUUGUAGGUUUCUGCUGAAUAAACUGCCAAGUCCCAGAAACCCAGGUUUGGGAAGAAUUAGCAACCCUCAGCAUAAGAUAAACCCCCAUCAAAGUGUCAGCGGACAGAGGAAGGUAAACCUAAUGUUUUCAACUGUAGAACCAUGUGAGCUUCAGGGGGACCCCUUUCAAAUCAGGAAGAGAGCCUGUCAGAUCUUGGAAGAGGGAGUUCCCUGCUCUAUUUGGAACAUGCUCUGGUUCCUUAAACAUGGAGCAUUCCUAUUGCUCUCUCUCUUCCUAGAGUAAGUCUUGUAGCCAACUGCCUGUCACAUGCCUCUCAUGUGGAUUCAUUUUCAGGCCAACUGUUGAGUUGCCUGACAUUCUAAACAAAGCAUCAGGAGCAUAUAUGCUUUUGAUUGUUUUUGAGGUGGUGGUGGAGGUGGUGGUGAUCUGUUUCCUUGGAAGGGAUAAUAAGUAAAGCCUCCUAUGGCCAACAGUGUGUACUUACAAAAAACUGACUGCAGCAUCAUGUGUUCCUGAAGAUCAAGAUCCUUGCUUUGUGUGGGAGGUGAAGUCCUCGCCUUGUAGAACAUACAGCCCAAACCAGCCGAGCUCACGGGCUGCAAAGCGGACCUCUGAUGAAGUAGACGCCUGUCAUUUUACAUCACUGUCUCUUUUUUUUGCACCUUACAAAGUAUUAAUAAAUGUUCCACUAAUAGGUGAUAA